Paraglomus brasilianum is the source of this 192-nucleotide messenger RNA. NCBI's taxonomy places the organism in Eukaryota, Fungi, Glomeromycota, Glomeromycetes, Paraglomerales, Paraglomeraceae. The record is from the annotation of a GenBank genome assembly.
AGAUUGCACACACAAUCGCAAGCAUGAGCUUUCUCUUGGCCGACGCCUUGCUAGAAGUAAAAGUAUGGGACUUGGUUCCUCUUCAACUACAGCUAAACCGACCGGCAAUACUUCUCCACCUGAACAAUUAUAUGGCUUUGAACUCUCUUCGUUUGUUCCUUCCAGCCGUGCAGGAGUGAUGGAGUCACGACA